Molecule: messenger RNA, 2274 nt
Organism: Chelonoidis abingdonii (Abingdon island giant tortoise)
Lineage: Eukaryota; Metazoa; Chordata; Testudines; Testudinidae
Source: RefSeq, a predicted model, not a curated record
CCCCACCUGAGUCACUGUUGCUUUGGGCAGGCAGGGAGUGUGGCUGGGCCAAUGGGCUCAGCCUCUGCCUGCCUGUCCCUGGGGGCUGCUGCAGGAGUCCAGGGCAGCUCGUUCUUCAGGCUGAGGAAUCCCGGCCAUGUUUCGGUCCAGAGGGGCCUGUCUUCCAGGACGCAGGGAAGGGAAACGUCUGUGAUGGAGCCAUCUUGGAUGCCGGUGAGCUUCGAGGAUGUGGCUGUGUAUUUCACCCAGGGGCAGGGGGCUCUGCUGGACCCCACUCAGAGAGCUCUCUACAUGGAUGUUAUGCAGGCGAACUAUGAGAUGGUGACCUCACUGGGAUUUCCCAUUCCCAAACCUGAGCUGAUUGUCCAGCUGGAACAAGGGGAAGAGCCGUGGGUGCCCGAUCUCCGGACCUGCAAGGAAAGAAGGCUUCCGAGACGCCCCCAUACAGGUGCUGAGCGAGGGAGUGAGAAUGAGGAGGGGAAUCAUCAUGAGGAAGUUCCCGGAGAAGUGGAACCACGGGGGACCUUUGUGAAAAGAGCUGAAGGGAAUUAUCCCCAGUGCUUGGAGCAGGCAGAAUCCUGGGGAAGUUGGCACAGGUCAGAGAGGCUUCUGGGAAACUAUCCAGGGAAGAAAGUGGAUGAAUCUAGUAAUGGUGAGGGAGAAGAGGAUCCCAGAGCGCAGCAGACAAAUGCCAAGGAAGAAACGCCCUGGCACUACCUUCAGUGUGGGAAAGGAUUCAUUGUGAGAUCACAGCUUGUGACACAUCGGACAAUCCAUACUGGAGAGAAACCCCUUCAAUGCUUGGACCAUGGGGAAAGCUUCAAUAAGCUCUCAGAUCUCAAUAACCACGGGAGAAGCCACACGGGAGAAAAACCCUCUCAGUCCCUUGAGUGCGGGAAAUGUUUCAUUUCAAAGACACAAAUAGUUAGACGUCAGUUAAGCCACACUGGGGAGAGACCCCAUAAGUGCUUGGAUUGUGGAAAAUGUUUCAUAACAAGGUCACACCUUGUUGAACAUCAGGCAAUCCACACAGGAGAGAGACCCCACAAGUGCUUGGAGUGUGGGAAAAGUUUCAGAAGAAAGUCAAACCUUGUUAAACAUCAGGCAAUCCAUACAGGAGAGAGACUCCACAAGUGCUUGGACUGUGGGAAAAGUUUCAUACAGAUGUCACAGCUUGUUCAACAUCAAGCACUCCACACGGGAAAAAGACCCCACAAGUGCUUGGACUGUGGGAAACGUUUCAUAGAGAGGUCAAACCUUGUUAAACAUCAGGCAUGUCACACAAAAGAGAGACUCCACAAGUGCUUGGAGUGUGAGAAAAGUUUCAUAGAGAGGUCAAAUCUUGUUAGACAUCAGGCAAUCCAUACAGGAGAGAGACCUCACAAGUGCUUGGACUGUGGGAAAAGUUUCAUACAAAGGUCAAACCUUGUUCAACAUCAGGCAAUCCACACAGAAGAGAGACCCCACAAGUGCUUGGAGUGUGGGAAAAGUUUCUUAAGAAAGUCAAACCUUUUUGAACAUCAGGCAAUCCACACAGGAGAGAGACUCCACAAGUGCCUGGACUGUGGGAAAAGUUUCGUACAAAGGUCAAACCUUAUUAAACAUCAGGCAAUCCAUACAGGAGAGAGACUCCACAAGUGCUUGGACUGUGGGAAAAGUUUCAGAAGAAAGUCAAACCUUGUUGAACAUCAGGGAAUGCACACAGGAGAGAGACCCCACAAGUGCUUGGACUGUGGGAAAAGUUUCAGAAGAAAGUCAAACCUUGUUGAACAUCAGGCAAUCCAUACAGAAGAGAGACCCCACAAGUGCUUGGACUGUGGGAAAAGUUUCAUAGAGAGGUCAAAUCUUGUUAAACAUCAGGCAUGCCACACAAAAGAGAGACUCCAUAAGUGCUUAGAGUGUGGGAAAAGUUUCAUAAGAAAAUCACACCUUGUUGAACAUCAGGCAGUCCACACAGGAGAGAGACCCCACAAAUGCUUGGACUGUGGGAAAAGUUUCAAACGGAGGUCAAACCUCAUUAUACAUGGAGGAAUCCACACGAGAUGUAAACUUCUGUGACAAAUGGCAAGAAAGGGUUAAGCAACUUGCAUGUAACUGACUCAGAUUCAACUUUUAGAGAGAGAUUUUAAAAGUUUGUCCACCUUAGAUAAGCUAGAGUUUGACAUGUAACUGUGUAUUUUUAAAGACUUGGAAGAAGAGGGCAAGUCAUGUCUGAGUAACCUAAAUUGCCUUCUAUGAGGAUAUAAGUGGCUCUGUGGUUGAGGAGAAAGCAGU